Messenger RNA from Prunus armeniaca (apricot), 2088 nucleotides. Lineage: Eukaryota; Viridiplantae; Streptophyta; Magnoliopsida; Rosales; Rosaceae. The record is from the annotation of a GenBank genome assembly.
AUGGCAACGCCUGCGCCUCCGGCCGCGACGAGCUCGUCAAUGGCGUCCACGUUCAGAGCCUACUCGAUGCCUCUGAUUCUCUUUGCCGCCGCCAUGUUCUUCCAGCUCUUCGUCAUUCCCAAAUCCUUUCCUCCUUCUAAUUACGACAUUCUUGGUAUAAAGAUGUAUAGCUCAAUUGAAGAAGUGAGAGAGGCCUACGAAAAUAUUUCUUCCGCUUGGAACUCAGGCGAGCGAGCUCCUGUUACUCUUGAUUUUAUCAAGAUUCAAUAUGCUUAUGAGUUGCUGACAAAUCCGUUGUGGAAGAGGAACUAUGACAUAUUUGGCAUUGAUGAGCAAAUAGAUGUAAUUGAGAAGGUCAAAGAGCAAUAUGCAGGAGAAAGCUUUUCAAAGAUAGAACUUCCUUUACUUGACUCUGUUUCUUCAGAUAUUCAAGAUCAUGAUCUUACAAUCAUUACCUCCAAGGAUUUCCAGACCAUGUUUCAGGGUAACAUGCCAGCGCUAAUUCAGUUGUGCUCAUUUGGGAGCAAAAGCUGUGAUAAAUUUUCUGAUGCGUGGAAAAAAAUUGCUGCUCUGUUGGGUGGUGUGGCAAAUACUGGUCUUUUGGAACUUGGGGAGCUUCAGCUAGCAACACAUCUUGCUGAGAGAAAACCAACUGGACAACCUUUCUUCAGGAAUGGCCUUCCUUCUCUUGUUGCUUUUCCCCCGGGGUGUAAAACUUCCAAUUGUCUUGUUAGGUACGAAGGAGAGCUCUCGGUUGAUUCAGUUACAGAUUGGUUUGCAACAACCAUACUUGGUUUACCUCGUAUUCUUUACUACUCAAAGGAGUCACUGGGGCAGAAGUUUCUAGCAAAAGUUAGUCUUCAUAAGGUAAAAGUAAUUUUCUUCUCCAAAACAGGGGAGCGUGCUGCUCCUUUCAUACGCCAAGCUGCUAAAAAUUAUUGGACCCAUGCUUCUUUUGCAUUUGUGCUGUGGCGAGAAGAGGAAUCUACCUUUUGGUUUAAUUCGUUUGAGGUGGAAUCUGCACCUGCUAUAGUGUUUCUGAAGGAUCCUGGUGUCAAACCUGUUGUGUACCAUGGAUCUGUUAACAAUUCAUGGUUCUUAAAGAUCAUGGAACAGAAUAAACAGCAAGAGCUUCCACAGUUGAGGAGUACGACAUCCAUGGAAUUGGGUUGUGAUCCCCGAGGCUAUUCCCGUGCUGGACACCAUACCGUUACUUGGUACUGUGCUGUGAUAGCAGGAAGGCAUAGCCCAGAACUCAGUACUAUGCGUGGAACCAUGCGUAGGGUUGAAGAAAUCUUAUCGAAUGAAGUUGAGUCAAGAUCAGCUGAUGAAGAGCAAUCUAUAGCACCAGCAGCAGUUGCACUUAAAAGCAAACGACUGACAUUUGCUUGGCUUGAUGGAGAAGCCCAAAAGAAAUAUUGUCUCUUCUUCCUCCAAUCUGAAACCAGCCAUGAAGCUUGUGGAGAAAGGACAGAUAUGACUGAUGUACCUCAGUUAUAUAUCGUACGCUACAAAAGGAAUGUGACAGAAGAGGGUGACAAACCCAAGGAAAAGCCGAAAAGCAUAUGGGAUGCAGUACAAGAUCAGGAAUUAGAUCCAGCAUCACAGCUUGUGGCCAAGUACAAUGGUUCAAAUGAAAUUCCGGAGAUUAUGAAAUGGAUCUCGCAAAUAAUCAAGGAUGGAGACUCCAGAGAUCUUCCUCAUUAUAGAACAAGAACUCCUCAUCUGGUUCCUGAGGAUUCAGAGCCAAUAUGGUCCGCAGGUGUCCAAAGCAUUCCUUCAACAAAUACAAUCAAGCAGAGCAUCCGUAGCAUUUUACGUGGAUUCUAUGAUCGCAUCGGAGGAGAUCCAAGGAUUGGUCCAAUUUUGCUUCUGGCGGCAUUGAUGUCUUUUGGUGCCAUCUGGCUUCGGAGAAGCCAAGCAACUCCAGUGUCGAAUCAACCAAGUCAACCAAAUUCCAAGGAAGCAGGUAGACCAAGGAGAGACCGGCCUCGAAGAGUGACUAACGAACACUUUCCUCCUUCCAUCACUGAUAUGGAACCCAAAGAUUCUUAUCAAUGGUCACUAUCAGGUUCUGAUUCUGAUUAG